AACUCCUACCUUACCUUCGCUUCACUCCCUUUACUCAUCCAUAGCCAGCGCUCAUUCCUCUCUCUGUUUUCUUUAUUUCUCUGUUAAUUCUCUGUUUCCUGUCUUCAUUCGACUCUCAAACUCUUUUGCGACUGUUUUUUUUUUUUUUCCGUGCCAUUUGAUUUCAGCGGUCCUUUGUUGUUGUUUUGGUUGACUCUCAUUUCUUGUUCUAGUUUGCUUUUGAUCUGAGAUUUCAGGUUGAAAAAGGAAAAAUAGAAAAAAAAAAUGGUUCUAAAUAUCUUUGUUUCCAUGGUCACACAGCUAAUUAAAGAACCCAUCAAUGAAUAUAUUGUUGGUCCAAUCAUACGGCAUAUGAGUCAUCCUUUCACCUGCAAGAGCAAGUUUGAGACACUUCAUCAUGAGGCUGAGCAGUUGAGGAACAAAAGACUCAAGUUGCAGCAAUCCGCUGAUGAGGCUAAAAGAAAAGGGGAAGAGAUAUACGAAAGUGUCGACAAGUGGCUGAUCGAAGCGGGCAAAGCUAUUGAAGAAGCUGAUGAAUUUAUCCAAGGCGAAGAACAAGCGAAAAAGAGGUGUUUCGUUGGAUUAUGUCCUGAUUUGAAGACGCGCUACCUUCUUAGCAAGAAAGCAGAGAAGAAAGCGUUGGCAAUUGAUAAGCUUGUGAAUGAAGGCGACCAUGAUCCGAUUUCCUUUCGUCCCCGUAUACUGCAGAUAGUUGCCUCAUCAGUAUAUCAUCGUGAGGCCUUGAAUUCAAGAGUUUUGUUCUUGAAGCAAGUUAUGGAUGCUCUGAGAGAUCCUAAUCUUAACAAGAUUGGAGUUCAUGGAAUGGGAGGUGUGGGGAAGACCACCCUAGCAAAAGAGGUCCACAGGCAAGCUAUAGAAGAGAAGCUAUUCGACGAGGUGGUUAUGGUUGCAGUGAAUCAAAUACCAGAACUCCGAAGAAUUCAAUCGGAGGUAGCUGAUGUCCUGGGCCUGACAUUUGAUGUGGAGGGAAUACCUGGAAGAGCUAAUCGACUAUAUGAGAGGUUGAAGAAAGAGAAGAAGGUACUUAUAAUUCUAGAUGAUAUUUGGAAACAACUUGAUUUAAAAGCAGUAGGAAUUCCCAUCGGGGAUGACUGCAAAGGAUGCAAAAUACUGCUAACCUCAAGGGACAAACAUGUACUGUCCCAGAUGGGCACACAAGUUGUUUUCCACCUUGACGUUCUACAGGACGAAGAGGCGUGGAGUCUGUUUGAAAUGACUCUGGCAGAUGCUGAAGAUUCAGAAUUGCCUCCCAUAGCCAGGGAAGUUGCUAAAAAAUGUGCAGGAUUGCCUCUUCUAUUACUCACAGUGGCGACAGACUUGCGAAAUAGAGAGUCAUACGCAUGGAAUGAUAAGCUGAAGCAGCUAUCUGUGUUUGACAAUGAAGAAAUAUAUGCAAAAGUACACUCAGUUCUGGAGUCAAGCUACAAUGAUUUGCCUGGUAAUGAAGUCAAGUCGUUUUUCUUACUUUGUGGUCUGUUAGGACUAUCUAAUAUUCCAAUCCGGUCCUUGCUGAAAUACGUCAUGGGUCUAAGUUUAUUCAAGCACAUUUCUACUGUUAAAGAAGCAAGAAACAAAGUUUAUACUUUGAUUGAUACCCUCAAAGCAAAAUGCUUAUUGAUAGACGCUGAUAAGUAUGGAUUUGUGAAAAUGCAUGAUGUUGUUCGAGACACUGCUUUAUUGAUUGCAUCUAGAGAGCAACAUGCGUUUAUAGGUACAAGAAGCGGCAGUGAGUUGAUGAAAUGGCCAAACAAGGAUUCCGCCAGAAUUUCUCUGCCUUAUUGUGAUAUUGAAGAUCUCCCUGAAGGGUGGGAGUGCCCAAAAGCAGAGCUACUAUUACUUUUCACUGAAGUUCUUUCUUUGGGAAUCCCAGACCUAUUUUUCAAGGGGAUUAGAAACCUCGAAGUAGUGGAUUUUACUGGGAUGCGUUUUGUGUCCCUUCCUUCUUCACUUGCUUUCCUAUCCAACCUUCAUACCCUUUGCUUGCAUCGAUGCCAACUGGAUGACAUAGCUAUCAUCGGAGACUUGAAGCAACUACGAGUCCUUAGUUUUGCAAACUCCUACAUUGUUGAGUUGCCCAGACAAAUAGAGGAACUGACUCGACUAAAAUUGUUAGAUGUGAGCGAUUGUUCCAAACUCAAAAUGAUUCCUGCAAGUGCCUUAUCAAAGCUGUCCCUGCUAGAAGCACUGUAUAUGAGUAACAGCUUUGAUCAGUGGGAGGCCGAUGGGAUUAGAAAUCAAGGCAAUGCAAGCCUUGCUGAGUUGGAAUACUUGUCUCACUUGAUGACUUUGGAAGUACAGAUACUGGAUGCCAAGAUAUUACCAAAACGCCUAUUUUCUAAUGGGUUGCAAAGCUAUAGAAUACUCAUAGGGUAUGGAUGGGACUGGAAUGGGAAUUAUAAAACCUCCAGAAUGCUGAAACUUAAGCUCAAGACAAGCAUUCAUUCAGAGUAUGGGGUCAAAGUGUUGUUGAGGGAGACUGAAGAUUUAUAUUUAGAUGAAGUGAGAGGGGCUGAGAAUGUGUUGUAUGAUAUUGAUGGGGACGGCUUUCCGCAAUUGAAGCGUCUCCAUGUCCAGAACAAUACUGUCAUUCAACAUAUCAUCAAUUCGACAAAGUGCGCUGCAUGUGAUGCCUUUCCCAUUCUAGAGUCCUUAAUUUUGAAAAAUUUAAUGAAUCUGGAGAAGAUUUGUCAUGGUCAACUCGCUGCAGGAUCUUUUAAUAAAUUAGGAAUUUUAGAAGUAUGGAAUUGCAACAGAUUGACGAAUCUCUUCUCAUUAUCUACUGCCAGAUGUCUUUUGCAGCUACGAGUAAUGGGAGUGCGGUCUUGUCCCAACAUGGAAGCUAUUGUUAUAGAUGAAGAUCAAGACAGCAAUGAAGAAGUGGUUGAGUUCAAUCAGUUACGCUCCUUGAAGCUGGAUGGUCUACCACAUCUUAGAAGCUUUCGCAGCAACAUGAAGAAGGUGCCUCCAGGAACUGAAUCGAGACACAAGCAAAUAUUGACUGCAGAUGAGACAGCAUUUGAGGAAUUUCUGUCAGAGGAAUUAUCACUUUUCAACAGAAUGCAGGUUUCUUUCCCCAACUUGGAGGAUCUUCGACUAGACUCAGUUACUUGUGAAAAGAUAUGGCACGACCAACUUUCCGCAACUUAUUCAAACUUAAAAAGCUUGACUGUGACGAGAUGCGACAAUUUGAAGUAUUUAUUUACAACUUCAAUUGUUAAAAGUCUUUUGCAUCUCAAAAGACUUCAUAUUGGUGAAUGUCGUUCCAUGAAAGAGAUAAUACUGACGGAGGAAUCUAUAGAAGAAGAAGAUGAGAGGGUGAAUAAGAUAAUCUUCCCUAAAUUGGAUGUGCUGAGGCUUCGGCAUCUUCCAAACUUGAUUAGAUUCUGCAGUGGCUAUCAAAUUGAAUUUCAAUCUCUUAGAGACUUGAACAUAGAGGGAUGCGGUGCAUUGAUGUGUUUGGUCCCCAGUGUUCCACAUACAGACAUGAUGGCAAAACAAGUUUACACAGAGAAGAACCACAAUACUGAAAUUCAAUCUCUCUUCAAUGAAAUGGUUGCUUUCUCUAACUUGGAGAAUUUGAAUCUCCGGGAAAUGAAUGAAAUGAAAAGUGUAUGGCACAGCCAACUUGCGGCUAAUUCCUUCUGUAAACUAAAAUCAUUGGGUAUUUCUCAUUGCUCGAAAUUAAGGACUGUUUUCCCGUCAAAUGUCUUAGAAAGAUUCCAAAGAUUAGAGGAGUUGAAUGUACGAUUUUGUAAGUCUUUGCAAGAGAUAUAUCAACUUGAAGGGUUCAAUGUUGUUGAAGCAUUUGAGCUGAGAAAAUUAUAUAUACAGAGUCUGCCAUCGUUGAAGCAUGUGUGGAGGAAGGAUCCACAAGGAGUUUUCACUUUUCAAAAUUUGAAAUCAGUUGAAGUUUCAUAUUGUGGUGUUCUAAAAAAUCUCUUUCCAGCCUCCAUAGCCGAGAGUCUUUUGCAACUUGAAAAUCUUACAAUAAUUAAAUGUGGGGUUGAGGAGAUUGUUGCAAAGCCAGAAGAUGUGGAACCAGCCCCUUAUUACUGUUUUAAGUUCCCUCAAUUAACCUCCCUUAAACUUAUUGAACUAUUAGAACUGAGGAGUUUCUAUCCAGGGACACAUAUUUCUGAGUGGCAAAAAUUGAAAUGUUUGGAAGUUCGUAAUUGUCGCAAAGCAAGGAAAUUUGGUCUGGAAGAAGGACAUGAAGAGGGCCAACACAGCAUUCCAAUUCAACAGCCCCUUCUAUUGUUGGAAAAGAUGAGUCCCAACUUGGAGGAAUUGACUUUGGAGCACAAGGACUUGAUCGCGAUACAGCAUCGUCAAUUGUCAUUUCAGCACUUUUUUAAACUCAAAGUUCUUACUUUGAGCAACUUGCAGAAUAGAUCACAACUUUUUCUUAUUGGUUUCCUUAAAACAUUAUAUUAUGUGGAUACAAUUGUUGUAGAAUCUGGUAAUUUAGAAGAGCUGUUCUUAUGUGAAGGAUUUACAUUGGUGAAAAAUUUAAAGCUAUCCACUGUUGAUAAUUUGAAGCAGAUAUGGGACGUAGACUCCAGACUGAAACCAGUUCUUCAGCAUCUUGAGACUCUGAGUGUAAACCAUUGUAACAGUUUGAUCAACACUGUACCAUCGUCAUCAUCUUUCUUAAAUCUAGCAACUCUUGAAGUGAGUUCCUGUGAAGGAUUGGUAAACUUGAUAACAGUGUCUACUGCCAAGACUAUGGUGCAACUAACCAAAAUGAGAGUAAGUUGUUGCAAUAAGAUGACAGAAAUAGUGACAAGCGAUGGAGAUGAUCAUAGAGAGGAUGAGAUUAUUUUCAGCAAAUUGCAAAUUUUGGAACUUACUCAUCUAUCUAGUCUUAUCAGCUUUUGCUCAGGGAAUCACGCCUUCAAUUUCCCAUCUUUAGAAAAUGUUAAAGUUAAUAAAUGCUUACAGAUGAAGAUUUUCUCUUUUGGAGUUCUAAACACACCAAAGCUACGAGGAAUACGACUGCAAAAUCAACAGCACUGGGAGGGAAACCUUAAUGCAAGCAUAGCAGCCAACCAAUUGAAGGUUCACCCAUAUUUUCAAGUAUCUCAAUUCCCUGCGCUCUGGCAUGGUGGAAUCCAAGGGAGACUCUUCCACAAUGUACAAUCGCUUACAGUGGAUAAAUGUGCAAUUUCUGAUAUACCUGUACCAGCCAAUCUACUACAGUUCUUAAACAAGUUGAAAAGCCUUCAAGUAGAAUACUGUGAUUCAGCAGAAAUAGUAUUUGAUUUGGAAGGGCUAUCUGUUGAUGAUGGGCACACUAAGCUACUUCCCCAACUAAGUAUAUUGCACUUAGCAAAUCUGCCAAUGUUGAGACAUUUAUGGAACAAGGAUCCUCUGGGAAUUUUAGAAUUCCAUAACCUAAGGUUGCUCCAUGUUGAAAAUUGUAACAGCUUGAAGAAUAUAUUUACUUGGUCGACAGCGUUGUGCCUUAUGCAACUUGAAGAGAUUAAGUUAAGCAAUUGUAACACAAUUGAAGAAAUUAUAGAAAAGGAGGGACCAGAGGAAGCAACUUCUUCCGCUGAUAAGAUGAUACUGCCUUCGUUGAAACUCGUAGACCUUGAAUGUUUGCCUAAAUUUUCAAGUUUCUAUUCAGGAUCGAGUAAUUUGGAAUGUCUAUCAUUGAAAAAGUUGAGCAUAUGUGAAUGUCCAAGCAUGAAGAAUGUCUUUGGCACACUCCUGAGGUUACAUAGACCCAAAACCAAUGAUGAAGGGAGAGAGCAAAGGCUAGACAAUGAAGGGUUUGAUACUCCCCUUACAACACCUUUUUAUCAUAAGAUGUUUCCCAUUUUGGAAGAGUUGUCAUUAGACAAGAAGUCUGCCAUAACCAUACUGCAAUCUCAAUUUCCAACUGACUUCUUUUCCCAAGUGAAAGUUCUUCAAUUGCGUUGCUUUCCAAACAAAUCUCUUGUUCCUUUGUUUAGUUUACUUCCAGGAUUUCCCAAUCUGCAAAAUCUUGUAGUCCUUGAUUCUUCUCUCAAGCAGCUAUUUCCAUUUGAAGGAUUCGUCGGUGACCAAGAAGAUACCACUGCAUUCCCACCGAUAAGGGCUUUAAAGCUUAAAAAUCUUGAUGUUUUCCGAAGUCUGAAAACUCUGAAAUUAUGUAGAUGCGACACAUUGAUAAAUAUUGUUACAUCUCCUACAUCCAAAAGUAUGGUACAACUUGAGACAUUGACUGUAAAAUCCUGCAAUAUGUUGACCGAAAUAGUAGGAGGCGAUGAAGGGGUCGGAAUUGGAUCAACAGAUGAGAUUGUUUUCAGCAAAAUGAAAACAAUAGAACUUGAAGAUUUACAGAGCCUCACAAGCUUCUGUUUGGGCAGUUACACUUUCAAAUUCCCAUCAUUAGAACAAUUAACUGUUCGUAAAUGCCCCAAGUUGAGGAUUUUCACUGCUGGAGUGUCAAGCACGCCAAAGUUACGCGGUGUAUUGGCAGGCUGGUACGACGAUCGAAAAUGGCAUUGCGAAGGCAAUCUCAAUGCCACCAUUGAACAGCUUUACAUGAAAUAUGUUGGAUUUGAAUUUAUACGUGAAGUGCAGCUCUCCAACUUUCCUAUGCUGAAAGAAAAAUGGCAUGGCCAAUUUCCAUUCAAGAACUUGAAGCACUUACGAAAGUUAGUGGUGGACGAUUGUGCUUUUUUCUCAAAUGCCGUAUCCUCAAAUCUACUAAAGUACUUGUUCUUGUCAAAAAUGAAAAAUGAGCUGGUUGUAGAAAGAUGCGAUUCUGUAGAAGAGCUGUUUGAUUUGGAAGGGCUAAAUGCUGACGAAGGUGAUGUUGGGUUAUUGAAGUGUUUAAAUGAAUUGAGGUUAAUUGAUUUGCCUAGAUUGAGGCAUGUGUGGAACGAUGAUCCUCAAGGAAUUUUGAGCUUUAAAAACCUAACGUUGUUGCAAGUUCAGAAUUGUAGCAGCUUGACUAAUAUAUUUACUCUGUCCAUGGCUUCGGGUCUUGUAAAUCUCCAACAUAUGGAAUUAAAAAGAUGUAUUUUGGUGGAACAUAUAAUCACAAAAGAAGCAGACGAGGAAGUAGUGAAAGAUAAGAUCAUGUUUCCAUCAAUGAAGUCCAUAAGUCUCGAGUGUUUGCCCAACUUGUCAAGUUUUUAUUCUGCAAGGGAUUUUCUGAAAUGCCCAUCCUUGAAAAGAAUUGAUAUGGUUGGCUGUCCAAACAUGGAAUUAUUAGCUUCAAAAUUUUGUGAGGACCAAGAUCUAAGCAUGAUUGCUGAGGGAAAUGAAGAAGGAAUUCACAAUGGGGACUUUGUUUUUUCCAUUGCAGCCUCUUCUGGCGGGAAGGUUGCGAUCCCAAGUUUAGAAGAAUUGAGAGUGGAAUAUAACACCAUGAAGGAUAUGUGGUCUCAAGCUGAUUUCUUGUCUGGACUGAAAGGCAUUGAGCUAACCUGUUUUUCCAAUGACUCUACACUUUUGCCAUCUUAUUUCUUUCAAAGUUUACCCGAUCUGGAGAAGCUUGUUCUGAGUGAUGCUUCUUUCGAAGAAAUCAUUUUUCAUGAAGAGAUUAUUAGCAAGGAAACGCGUGCUGGACUUGUAAAAUUGAAAGAACUAAGGCUGUCUAAGCUGCCAAGGCUCAAGCAUCUGAUGGACGCUAAACUACUCACAGUUUUUCAAUAUCUGAAGACUUUAGAAGUACUGGAAUGUGGCAGACUGGAAAUUUUAGUGCCAUCCUCAGUUUCUUUCCAAAAUCUCAAAACACUGGAGGUAUCAAAUUGCCAUGGUCUAGUAAAUCUAAUAUCUUCCUCAACAGCGAGAAGUCUUGAACGACUUAGAAAAAUGAAGAUAGAGAAAUGUGGACUGAUCCAAGAAAUUAUAGUGACUGAAGCAGAUAAAGAUGAAGAAGAGAAGAUUUGCUUCGGUCAACUAAAAUGUUUGGAACUUCAACAUCUACCAAGCCUCUCUAGCUUCUGCUCUGGUAAUUCUACCUUCAGUUUCCCUUCUUUGGAAGAAGUGAUCAUUAUAGAAUGCCCCAAUAUGAAGAUUUUUGCGCAAGAAGUCUUGAGCGCGCCAAAGCUAUGGAGAGUUCAAACAGGAGAACCUAAAUAUAAAUGGGAAUGGGAAUGGGAUUGGGAACGGAAAUACCACAACUUCUCAAAAAAAAAAUAUUUAUGCGAAUGGGAAUGGGAAGGCAGCCUUAAUAACACCAUUCAAUCAUUAUUUGUGGAAAUGAAAGCUAAAGAGACGGGGAUAGGCCAGUGUUCGUAUGCAAAAGCUUGAAUAAGGCUGAUGUUCUAUGAGAUUUGUGACACCGAUUAACUAAUAUUUUUCCAGUUGAAGGUAGUACAAUCAGAAACUCAAACAGCUGAGAGAACCACCACACAGCAAUAUUAUGUAGAAGAUACCCAUCUAAGUCAAACUCAUUUUCAGCUGGUAAUACACCUACCUGCUGCUACAAAAUUGAAGAAAUUUUGACAAAAAAUGCUUUGGCACUAGUGCUCAAGCCUUAAGGGGUUGUAACAAAAUUGGAGGAUGCUUAUUUAGGACACGAGAGAUGGAUACCAGGUCCACCGAAAGUGGAGAAGCUUCAAUCAGUGUAUAAUGCAGCAACUUUAGCAGAUAAGAGAAGGUAGAUUUCAACAUUCGAUCAAUGCUUGGUCCGUGAAUGUUGAAUGUCCUUACAGGGAAUAUUCAAGCAGAUCGCCACUGAAUUUUUGUGAGGUGUUUGUUAAGGAUCGUGAUCAAUCUAUGGGCUAGCAGGAAAUGGAUAAAACCUGGGUACAAUGUGGGUUUAUACUAAAAGAAUUAGAAGAGCUGGUGGAAGGAUGAAAGAAGAUUACAUAAACAGGAUGGAAGGCUCUGGAGAAGGGACACUGGCAGCAGUAACAAAACAGGGGAAGAGCUGGAAAUGGUUAGCAUGUGUGUUACUCUGUUAGAGGGAAUUAAGGAGGGAAGGCCACCUAGAGAUGCUAACAGAAAAGGGGAUCUAAAUCCAUCAUAUAUAGGGACUGUUUCACUUUCAGCAGCUAAACGAGAGAAGAUUUUUGUUAUUUGGCAGCCGUCGGCUGGGGCUAACUUGGUUAGCAAGUGAAUUAGUUCCUGAGGGAUGCUUGACAACCAUUUCUUUCUCUUUCGUUUCUUUAUUUUUGAGUUGAAUUGAAAUAGCAGAAGUUUGUAAUUGCUAAACUAGAACCAUUCCUUCUUUUACCGAAUAAAUACAAGUUACAUUAGUUUCA
Hevea brasiliensis (rubber tree) is the source of this 9227-nucleotide messenger RNA. RefSeq lists its product as uncharacterized. The transcript has 13 exons. NCBI's taxonomy places the organism in Eukaryota, Viridiplantae, Streptophyta, Magnoliopsida, Malpighiales, Euphorbiaceae. The coding region runs from base 265 to 8271 and encodes 2668 amino acids. The record is from RefSeq and is a predicted model, not a curated record. Gene Ontology annotation, molecular function: ADP binding; ATP hydrolysis activity.